This is a messenger RNA of Camelus dromedarius (Arabian camel), 1207 nucleotides long. It is a transcript of the gene JAGN1, whose product is annotated as jagunal homolog 1. The record is from RefSeq and is a predicted model, not a curated record. Gene Ontology annotation, cellular component: endoplasmic reticulum membrane. Gene Ontology annotation, biological process: vesicle-mediated transport; granulocyte colony-stimulating factor signaling pathway; endoplasmic reticulum organization. The transcript has 2 exons. The coding region runs from base 153 to 704 and encodes 183 amino acids. NCBI's taxonomy places the organism in Eukaryota, Metazoa, Chordata, Mammalia, Artiodactyla, Camelidae.
CCAGAGACAGAGAGGCCGGAAGUUGUCCCCGCCGGACCGCUGGGCUGUCGGGUAGCGGACCUGAGGCGGCUUUAACCACAUCUGCCGACAGUUUGGCGUGGUUGUUGUGGCCAAGGGUCAGCGUGAGGGGCUCUGGGGUUCUGAGCGGGACAAUGGCGUCUCGGGCAGGCCCGCGAGCGGCCGGCACCGACGGCAGCGACUUUCAGCACCGGGAGCGCGUCGCCAAGCACUACCAGAUGAGCGUGACCCUCAAGUAUGAAAUCAAGAAGCUGACCUACGUGCAUCUGGUCAUAUGGCUGCUGCUGGUUGCCAAGAUGAGCGUGGGACACCUGAGGCUCUUGUCGCACGAUCAGGUGGCCAUGCCCUAUCAGUGGGAGUAUCCCUAUCUACUGAGCAUUGUGCCCUCCCUCUUGGGCCUCCUCUCCUUCCCUCGCAACAACAUCAGCUACCUGGUGCUGUCCAUGAUCAGCAUGGGGCUCUUUUCCAUCGCUCCCCUCAUUUACGGCAGCAUGGAGAUGUUCCCUGCAGCACAGCAGCUCUACCGCCAUGGCAAGGCCUACCGCUUCCUCUUUGGUUUCUCGGCCGUCUCCGUCAUGUAUCUGGUGUUGGUGCUGGUGGUUCAAGUGCAUGCCUGGCAGUUAUACUACAGCAAGAAACUCCUAGACUCUUGGUUCACCAGCACACAGGAGAAGAAACGUAAAUGAAGCCUGCCUGACAGACUGCAGUGUGAGGCGAAGCCUGGGCCUCCCUCCCAGUGGAGUGAGAGGGCAGAGGAGCUGUUCUAAAAUCUCCGGUGAUUUUGGCAGCGGCUAUGUUGGCACCUAGUGCAAGCUAGGCCCAAAUUCUGGAAAGCCCCGUCUGUUGCCAUCAGCUGGUGGUGAAACUGUGUUCAGUGUAUUCAUGGUUGGUGGAACUAGGUGAUCAGCAGCUGUGAAACAAACUUCAGCUGGUUGAAGUUGAGGUCCUUCAAGGUUUUUCUUUUAAGACUGAGCUUCAUCCUUGCCUCUUCCUGGUCAUUCUCUCCACUUCCAUCCUUCACCCCUUAGCCACCGAGACCGAAGGAGAUAGGGAGUAAAUCAAAUUCUGCUUCCAUCUAUAGGUCACGGGGCAGGAAACAUUUGGGAGGCUGCUUCCCCUGCAAGCUGUGGUCUCUACUGUGAAGCAGUUUAAUUAAAAAGACCCUUAAUAAAGUAACAGCUGCCUUGUC